GGAAAUGACGACAUCCCGCGCGACCUUACGAUAUGUUUUUUUGCGUGCGGACGGUGCGGCGGUUGAGGUCUGCGAAGUCGUUUCUUUGCCGUUUAAACGGACGAAGACGCGUCAGGGUGCCGUGCACAUUUAAAGCUCUGAGAGAUUAUUUAUUUCCCGCUUCGUUCUAAAAGCCUCUCGUGCGUGAGCGACUAUUGAUCCGGUUAAUGCGCGCACGCUCUGUUACCGGGACGCACGAGUUUUAGUGAAGGUGUAAUUCACAGCACUGAAAUGUUUGUUUAGUGCAUUCAGGGUGAGUUAGUUCAGCACUGGAAAUCGGGUUAGUUCGGUUUGAAAUCACAGAUGUGAUCGGUUGUGGUAGGUAGUUCAGCUCUAAAUCACUGUAUAUAUGUGCUGGGUUCGGGUUAAUGUAGUUAGUUCAGAUUGAUAUCACAGGGGUGUUGGGUUAGUUCAGGUUUGAAUCGCAGGUGUGUUUCUGCUGUGAUGGCUAAAGGCGAGUGGAAGAGAUCAGGCACGGAUGAGGUCCUGUUAACCGGCCGCACAGAGUGUGAGGUGUUUGAUGACGGAACCAACACGUUCUUCUGGAGGGCACAUACCCUGACAGUGCUAUUCAUUCUCACCUGCGCUCUAGUUUAUGUGACACUAUUGGAAGAGACGCCACACGACACAGCGUACAACACCAAAAGAGGAAUUGUGGCCAGUAUUCUGGUAUUCCUUUGUUUUGGAGUGACACAAGCUAAAGAUGGUCCCUUCACACGGCCUCACCCAGCAUACUGGCGUUUCUGGUUGUGUGUUUCUGUUGUGUAUGAGCUCUUCCUUAUCUUCAUCCUCUUUCAGACUGUACAUGAUGGCAGACAGUUCAUGAAAUACAUCGACCCAAAAUUGGGCGUCGCACUUCCAGAAAGAGAUUAUGGGGGAAACUGUCUCAUUUAUGACCCUGGAAAUGUUGCCGACCCCUUCCACAAUAUCUGGGAUAAAAUAGAUGGUUUUGUUCCUGCCCAUUUUCUCGGCUGGUACAUCAAGACGCUGAUGAUCCGGGACUGGUGGAUGUGUAUGAUCAUCAGUGUAAUGUUUGAGUUUCUGGAGUACAGCCUUGAACACCAACUACCCAAUUUCUCAGAGUGCUGGUGGGAUCAUUGGAUCAUGGAUGUGUUAUUGUGUAAUGGGCUGGGCAUUUACUGUGGCAUGAAGACACUCGGCUGGCUCUCCAUGAAGCCGUAUCAGUGGCAGGGCCUCUGGAAUAUCCCAACAUACAAAGGAAAAAUCAAGCGAAUUGCCUUCCAGUUUACCCCGUACAGCUGGGCGAAGUUUGAAUGGCGUCCUGCGUCUGACCUGCGAAGGUGGUUGGCGGUGCUGGGCAUCAUUUUCAUGUUCUUGUUGGCGGAACUGAACACAUUUUAUCUCAAGUUUGUUUUGUGGAUGCCUCCGGAGCAUUAUCUGGUGCUUUUGCGGCUCGUCUUCUUCGUUAAUGUUGGCGGUGUGGCAAUGCGAGAGAUCUACGACUUCAUGGAUGAUCCGAAAUUCCAUAAGAAGUUGGGGCAACAGGCGUGGAUCGUGGCAACCAUCACUGUUACAGAGUUUCUGAUCGUGGUCAAAUACGAUCCCAACACUAUCAUGUUGCCAAUCCCGUUCUUUGUCACACAGUGCUGGAUACUGGGAAUUGUCCUGAUACUCAUUUGGACCUUGUGGCGGUUCUUCAUCCGUGACAUCACACUCCGCUACAAAGAAACGCGGCGCCGCAGGCAGGAAGGGUCUUCGGAGCGAGAAAGAGCCCCUGCGAACACUGAAAGCAAUAGCGGCAAUUCAGCCACAUCAGGCCGCAGCAAACUGAACAGCAAUACGGACCCAGUCCGACACCGGAAGUCCUGAAGAAUCAUUCCACCACAUAGACAAACAGCUGUGGGCUGCACAUCGCAACUAGACACACAUUUAUGUAUAAAUGUGUGUGUUUGUUUGUAACCUUCUGUUCAGAUCGUACCAACGCUCAGAGUCUGUUGAGUGACGUCCAGAUGGGUUGAUGCCAAUUGUUUUCUCUCCUGAGCAGGAGGGUUGUACUAUAUUUAGAAAAGAAAAUCUCUAUAGCUGUUACAUUGGUGAGGCGACUGGGUUCUGUUUCCACUGUACCUACUGUUUUGGGUUUAUUUUUGUUAAUUUGGUGCUAUGCUGGAAGACGCAUUUCGACAGAUUUGGAACACUAGUGAACUCUGUUUACUUAAGGAGAAUAUAAGGUUAUGGGCAACACAUAGCUGCACCCAAAAAGUACUCCAAUAAGAAAUCUCUGAACGCUCGCAUAAGCUAUGACACUAUUUAAAAAGCUUUUGAGAAUGUAAUAAUUAAUCUGACCUGUUUUAGGAUGAUAAAGGAGGUUAUUGUGCCAGUUAUAUAUAUAUAUAUAUAUAUAUAUAUAUAUAUAUAUAUAUAUAUAUAUAUAUAUAUAUAUAUAUAUAUAUAUAUAUAUAUAUAUAUAUGAACGCCACACACACAGAAGAGAGAACAAUCCUUCUGACCUUUUUAAGAUGGGUCAGUGCCAAGACUGGACCAAAAUAAUAACUACUUUACAUUAUUUGUGUGUGUGUAUGUGUGUGACCAUAAUAGCCAAAACAUUUCUCAUAUUUUUCAUGCGGGUCUUUGGUUCUGACUUUCAAGGCCACAUUAUACCUUUGAGAAAGCCAAACACCAGUGUGCAUGUGCAUAUUGAGAUCAUGGUUGCUUGGCCUAUUUGUGUUUUAGGUUAUGCAAUAAAAAGAACAGAUAAUCCCAAAGUUAAUGCUUUAAUUGUAUAGAUGAAGGUCUAAAUGUGUAUCUGGUCACAGUUGGUGGGUUGUGUGCUAUUGUGUUGUCAUAGUGUGUGUCUGUGUUCAGUUAGAUAAUGUACAAGUCCAAAAUUGCCUGGUCUGAUAUAAACGCCAUUAUAAUCUUACUAUAAAUGUAAACGUGUAGCGCCAACGCCUGAGCUGUCACUGUUUCUUAUGUUACUAAAGGUGUUUAGAGGUUUGUUUUUAUUUAUGAAAUUAAUAGUUCUCAUCCAUAUUAUGAUCAGAAUUAUUUCUCUGUGUUGCUCUCCUGAAAUACUUCUAGUGGGACCAUCUGAUGAUCUGUCUGCCCCUGCUUGUUGUUCACAGACGAUUGAAAAAUGUAAAUGAACAACUAGAAUGUCAUGUUUUUUUAAAAAAAAAAAAAUCAAUAAAAGGAGUGGAGAUUG
Messenger RNA from Myxocyprinus asiaticus (Chinese sucker), 3202 nucleotides. It is a transcript of the gene ptdss2, whose product is annotated as phosphatidylserine synthase 2. Gene Ontology annotation, biological process: phosphatidylserine biosynthetic process. NCBI's taxonomy places the organism in Eukaryota, Metazoa, Chordata, Actinopteri, Cypriniformes, Catostomidae. Gene Ontology annotation, molecular function: L-serine-phosphatidylethanolamine phosphatidyltransferase activity. The record is from RefSeq and is a predicted model, not a curated record. The coding region runs from base 484 to 1869 and encodes 461 amino acids. The transcript has 12 exons.